AUGGAAGAGAAUCCGGCUUCUAACACACGAUUUCCCCUCCAGAUCGUCCAAAAGCUCACAGCCGAAGGAGCCUCCGUCUUGGCCGUCGACGUCAACAGCGCUGAAAACGACAAAACCGUCGCGUCGUGCUCCUCCAGCCCCGGAAAAGUCCACGCCUUCACUGGCGACAUAACGCUCGAGUCCUCAUGGCGCUCCAUCCUCGCAACAGCCCUCGAAAAAUACUCAAACCGUCUAGAUGUGGUCGUCAACUGCGCCGGCGUGGUGCAUCUCGCGGGUCCGUCGCAUGAAAUGGCUGAAGACGAGUUCGAGAGGGUGUUUCGCGUGAAUGUGAAACCACUGUAUUUGAGCACCAAGGUGAUUGUGCCUUGGUGGAAGGAGAACAAGCUGCCGGGCUUGUUUAUCAACCUAAGCAGUAUCAGCGAGCCGCGGCCGAGGCCGAAUUUGGUGUGGUAUGCUUCGAGUAAGGGAGCAGUCACAGUUGCGACGAAAGGUCUUGCGGCAGAGUAUGCUGUCGAUCAGAUCAGGUAUAAUUGCAUUCGACCAGCGGUUGGAGAAACGGCUAUGCUCCCUCGAGUACUUGGAGGACAAGACUCACCAGAAGGAAGAAAAAAGGUCCUGGGUACGAUUCCGCUUGGUCGGGUGUGUCAGCCAGCCGAUGUUGCAAAUAUGGUGUGUUUUCUGGCAUCGGACGAGGCGAACUAUAUUACAGGUGCGGCAUUUGAUGUCGACGGCGGCAGAGGCGUUAGCUGA
Cladophialophora psammophila CBS 110553 is the source of this 750-nucleotide messenger RNA. RefSeq lists its product as uncharacterized. The record is from RefSeq and is a predicted model, not a curated record. The coding region runs from base 1 to 750 and encodes 249 amino acids. NCBI's taxonomy places the organism in Eukaryota, Fungi, Ascomycota, Eurotiomycetes, Chaetothyriales, Herpotrichiellaceae. The transcript has 3 exons.